AAGAUGGAUUUUUUUUUCCCUUUCCUCUAGAGAGGCCAAUUAUGACUGUAAAAACGAGAUACUGCAUUAGGAUGUAAUUUUUUUAAAGUAUUUUUCAAAGAGCAGCCGGCAGCCCAAAUAUUUUCGUUGCUUUUUGGAGCGCAAAGGAUUGCCCCCUGUGAAUUCCCCCUCCCAACAAGUGGUCAGGUACAGGAAGAGCCCGGGCGACCAGUUAAGUUCACAGAAAUGGUUUGACACUCGUGCACGUCGCCUGCAGCCGGAAUGCGAGUGUGCGGCGGCAAACUUGUGGCGACAAGUUCCAGAAAGAAAAAAAAAAAAAAAAAAAAGUUGCGUCACACCCGAAUGACUGGUCUGGGUGGGCGUGCCCGUUCUUCUUCUUCUUCUUCUUCUUCCUCUCCCAUCCACCUAAGUCAGACUGUCAGGAAGUUGCGAUGCUCUGACACACGACACAACACAACAGGAUGGCAACAUGUCCGCCCCUCGGCCUUCUUCGAGCAGCAUGAGAGGCCCCCGCGGGAAUGCCCGACUCUUCCUGCUCCUGUUGUGGAUCCUCACGGGCACCUGGACCGGAAACGUGUCAAGCCAAGAUGAUGCGAACCAGGAAGGAAUCGAAACGGUGGAGGAAGUGACUGCGGACCAAGAACAAGCCGCGGGGGACACGGAAAUCCCAGAUCCCACAUUAUCCCCCAAGGUCGCCUCCCCAACAUUAGAACCCUCAACCACCCAGGAGGGCAACCCGGACUCAGUGGUUGCAACCGAUGACAAAAUUGAAGAUCUCGGCUCAGGAUUGGACAGUUCAGGGCCCACAAAGGAGCCCGACUGGUUGGCCUCGACGUCGAUGCCCGACAGCGGCGAAGGUCCGGGGAUCACCUUCAUCCUCAUCCCCGUGGCCGUGGUGGUCUUCGUCAUCGUCGUCGUCAUGUUCGCCCUCUUCCUCAAGCGCAGGUUCAGUAUUGAGGCUGCCGUUCAAGAUUCCGCAAAGGAGGAUCCAUAUCUGGACGGCUCCAGCGCAGACAAAGUGCCAAUGCCCAUGUUUGAAGAAGAUGUCCCUUCGGUGUUGGAGCUGGAGAUGGAAGAACUGGACCAGUGGAUGAUCAAAGACGGUUAGCGGCAGCGCACCCUGAAGUUUUGAUACAUUUUCAAAACGACGGCUUUCCUGCGGGUCCGCCCCCCGUCCGAGCUCACCCUCUGGAUCCGCAAUCGACGGGAAAUUUCAUCCUGAAAAUGUCCGACGGGCAGCGGCGCUGGAGCAAGGCGGGAUUCGUGCGCGGCCUGUGAGGUAACAAGAUAAAGAAAAGCCAACAAAACGCACGUGCAGGCACACACAAAAAAAAAAAAAAAAAAUCCAUCCAACAUAGUUCAAAUUGAAGGUUUUGAUGAACCCUUUCCAGAUAUGUAUUUAUUUUGUCAUUAAGUAUGUAUAUGAUGACAAAAUAAUUUUUUUUUACUUUAAAAUGGGAGGGGGGAAAUCACCCCCUAUUAAACUUACAGGUGAAACUUAAAAGUAUUUCAAGUAUUUGCAACAAAACAACGAGCCAGAUUUGGUAUUAAUGGACAUCACUGCGGUGGUCCAGAUCUCAGUUUAAUUUGUCAAAUAAUGUAUAUAAAAAGUUCACACACCCCUUUUCCAACACCAUAUUUUUGUGAAAUAGAAGAAAAAUACAAAGCUUUUUCCAUCAUUAAUGCGACCUAUUACCUCAACACCUCCAUUAAUUAAAAAAAAAAAAAAUAUAUAUAUAUAUAUAUAUAUAUAUAUACUGAGGAGAAGCAAAAAUACACAACUGAGAAAACCUAGUUGCACAAGUGUGCACACCCCCUUUUAACUGGGGACAUGAGUUUGUUUACAAUAAAUCCAAAAUCAUGUUAAAAGAGUUAGCACACACAUCCUACCAUUUGAAAUGCUUUUGUUUAAACCGAAGUAAAGUUCAAAAGUUCUAGUAGGCUUUUCCUGACAUUUUUAUAGUCACAUUUUACAGAAGAAAGCAAAAAAAAAAAGCCUACUACAACAGCUGAGAUUUUUUUUUUUUUAUCAGGGUUAUUCAAAGACUUUUUAAAUGGUGGCAGGUGUGUGCUGACUCCCACUGGACACAAGUUUGUAUGUUCACACAUGAUUUCAGUUGUUUAUUUAUGUCACCUUUUGGAAUAAUGUAUGAAUACACUAUUUAUAGUAUUUUUAUAGGUCACAUUAAUCGUGGGGAAAGCUUUGUUGGGAUUUAUCUUGUUCUAAUUUUUCAUGACAGAAGCCUGCCGUUUGACGACGGGUGUGAAGAUUUUUUUUAUAUCCUUAUGAUGAAACAAUGGCAAAUACACAAAGUAAAACUUGCAAACACCCACAUGGGUGAAAUUUGAAUAUUUGAAACAAACCAUAAUGAGUCAUAUCUUAUUUUAAAGACAUUUAGGAGGACUCCAUCAAUCUGUACUUGUUUUGACAUUUUGUCCAAUGAUGACAAAAUGUACCCAAUUUUUUUUUUAAAUUUGAAAGAUCACCCCAUUUUAAACUCAAAUUAAAAAUGUGAAAAAGAAAUCAUUUUUUUUCAUAAAUUCCUUGUUGCAGUUUUUUGUGUCGCUGACCUCAGUGUGAAUCCAGUUGUGUUUCGUUGUGCGUUCUGUUGUUGUCAACGCAACGAAGGGCUUGCAGCCAAAGAUGUAACUUUCACUCAGUGCUUUUUUUUUUUUGUAAAUAUGAAAUGUCGACUUGAGAUUUACAAUAUGGAAUGUCGAACUGAAUAAAAUGUAUUAAACUUCAA
Molecule: messenger RNA, 2747 nt
Organism: Syngnathoides biaculeatus (alligator pipefish)
Lineage: Eukaryota; Metazoa; Chordata; Actinopteri; Syngnathiformes; Syngnathidae
Gene: tmem154
Product: transmembrane protein 154
Exons: 10
Coding region: 470-1108 (212 amino acids)
Source: RefSeq, a predicted model, not a curated record